Molecule: messenger RNA, 378 nt
Organism: Magallana angulata
Lineage: Eukaryota; Metazoa; Mollusca; Bivalvia; Ostreida; Ostreidae
Exons: 4
Coding region: 10-378 (122 amino acids)
Source: RefSeq, a predicted model, not a curated record
AAGACAAAAAUGAGGAGCAAUUUGCAAAUCUUAUUUAUACUUUUGUCUGUUACAAAAUUUGAUGUGAUCAGUGCUUUUUUUGGACCAACUAUUGUUAUCUGUGAAGAAUUUCAAUUCUAUGGAAAUUGCAUCAAGGAUAAAUUAUGCUUGUGCUAUCGAAACUCUUGGUAUAAUACCUCGUUUGGUUAUAUAAGAAGUGUCAGCUCUGAAAUCAACGCCUUUUCGGAUAUCUGCGAUUCCUGCUCUAGCCCUCAGCCAAUAAAGUGUAUAAAUGGAAGCGUAUAUUCGCGGAUUAUAACAGGGCUUAGUACAUUAAACCUAAUACGUCAGACCAGUAAGUACAUCGAUUUAACUUUUAUUCUAAAACAGAAAAUUUAG